AUGGCGUCUAUGGGUACCCCUGCGGUUGUCAUGGACAACGGUACCGGCUUAACUAAGUUGGGUUUUGCUGGUAACGACUCUCCUUCCUUUGUCUUCCCAACAGCCAUUUCAACAGCCACUUCUGCCGCCAAACUGAGCAAAGGUUCCAGUGGAAGUGCUCUUAGUGGUAAGAGAGGCUUAGAGGACUUGGAUUUUUUCAUCGGUGACGAGGCCUUAAGUGCUGCUUCCGGUCCAAAGUACAGUUUGUCUUAUCCUAUCAGACACGGACAGAUUGAGAACUGGGACCACAUGGAGCGCUUCUGGGAGAACUCCAUCUUCAAGUACCUUCGGUGUGAACCCGAGGAUCACUACUUUUUGAUGACCGAGCCUCCUUUGAACCCUCCAGAGAACAGAGAGAGCACUGCUGAAAUUAUGUUCGAAUCGUUCAACUGUGCUGGUUUGUACAUUGCCGUCCAGGCUGUUUUGGCUUUGGCAGCUUCUUGGACUUCGGCCAAGGUCACUGAUCGUUCCUUGACUGGUACAGUCAUUGACUCCGGUGACGGUGUUACCCACGUUAUUCCUGUUGCUGAAGGUUACGUUAUCGGCGGUGCCAUCAAGAACAUCCCAUUGGCAGGAAGAGACAUCACUCUUUUCAUUCAGUCCUUGUUGAGAGACAGAGGUGAAGCCGACACGUCUUUGCAGACGGCCGAGAAGAUCAAGCAGCAAUUCUGUUACGUCUGUCCCGACAUCGUCAAAGAGUUCAAGAAGUUCGACCAGUACCCACAGGAGAAGUUUGCUCAGUACAUUGUUGAGACUGCUCAGCGUAAAAGCACUGUCGAUGUUGGCUACGAAAGAUUUUUGGCUCCAGAGAUUUUCUUCAACCCAGAGAUCUGCUCUUCAGACUACUUGACUCCAUUACCCACCGUCGUGGACCAGGUCGUUCAGUCAUCUCCAAUCGAUGUUCGUAAGAAGCUUUACAAGAACAUUGUGUUGAGUGGAGGUUCCACCAUGUUCAAGGAUUACGGCAGAAGGUUGCAGAGAGACAUCAAGCUGUUGGUGAAUGAGAGAAUAGAAUUGAGCGAAAAGUUGAGCGGCGUCAAGAGUACUGGUGUGGACGUCCAGGUGAUUUCACACAAGAGACAGCGGAAUGCUGUGUGGUUCGGUGGUUCUUUGUUGGCCCAGACUGCCGAAUUCAAGAGUUACUGUUACACCAAACAGGACUAUGACGAAUACGGACCAGGUAUUGUCCGUAACUUCUCUUUGUUCUCUGUGCCAUAA
Messenger RNA from Candidozyma duobushaemuli, 1257 nucleotides. RefSeq names its product actin-related protein 3 (gene ARP3). Gene Ontology annotation, cellular component: Arp2/3 protein complex; actin cortical patch. Lineage: Eukaryota; Fungi; Ascomycota; Pichiomycetes; Serinales; Metschnikowiaceae. The transcript has a single exon. The record is from RefSeq and is a predicted model, not a curated record. The coding region runs from base 1 to 1257 and encodes 418 amino acids. Gene Ontology annotation, biological process: Arp2/3 complex-mediated actin nucleation. Gene Ontology annotation, molecular function: actin filament binding.